Acanthosepion pharaonis is the source of this 660-nucleotide messenger RNA. The record is from the annotation of a GenBank genome assembly. Lineage: Eukaryota; Metazoa; Mollusca; Cephalopoda; Sepiida; Sepiidae.
AUGAUUCUCCUCUUCUUCCCCGACUUCCCCCAAUUCGGAAUUUCGUAUGAUUCUCACUCUUCUUCCCCGACUUCCCCCAAUUCAGAAUUUCGUAUGAUUCUCCUCUUCUUCGGAAUUUCGUAUGACUUCCUUCCCCAAUUCGGAUUUCAUUUCAAUGUGAUUCUCCUCUUCACCGACUUCCCCAAUUCGGAAUUUCGUGUGAUUCUCACUCUUCUCACCCGACUUCCCCAAUUCGGAAUUUCGUAUGAUUCUCACUCUUCACCCGACUUCCCCCAAUUCGGAUUUCGUAUGAUUCUCCUCUUCUCACCCCGACUUCCCCCAAUUCGGAUUUCAUUUCGUAUGAUUCUCACUCUUUCCCCGACCCCCCAAUUGGGAAUUUCGUAUGAUUCUCCUUCUUCCUAUGACUUCCCCCAAUUCGGAAUUUCGUAUGAUUCUCACUCUUCUCACCCGACUUCCCCCAAUUCGGAAUUUCGUAUGAUUCUCACUCUUCUUCCCCGACUUCCCCCAAUUCGGAAUUUCAUUUCGUAUUCUUCUCACUCUUCCCCGACUUCCCCAAUUCAGAUUUAUGAUUCUCUCUUCUUCCCCGACUUCCCCCAAUUCGGAAUUUCGUAUGAUCACUUCUCCUCCUUCCCGACUUCCCCCAAUUCGGAUUUCGUAUGA